CCAAAUUCUUGCUUGGACAGAGGUCUCAAUACACGCUUGAUCAUAAUAAGAGAAAUCUCGAGCACUUCAGAACCUAAAACGGUUGUGUGAAUAUUCGCCAGUCAACAUCGCACCUCUUUCCAGCCAUCACAUCUGACAUGCCAGUUAAACUUCGAAAAGCAAGCAGAGCAACUGAAUUUAGCACUAUGGCCCCAUUCAAUGGCAGAAUUACGUCUCCUCACCGCCCGUCCAACGACGAUUCUGAAACACUCACGCACUGGGAUGACGACUUGAACAGCCCUCCCGCAGAAGAACAUGUUGGACCUCAGAGGAGAAUCGCAGAGAACAGUAUCGCCGAUGUCCAUUUCCAAAAAUUGCCCGUCACCAAAAACGAGCAGCGUAAGAAAUAUACAGGGAAUAUCCGCAAGCUGUUGAGCACCGCCAGCACAUUGAGACGAGAGUUGCCGAGCUCGAUGAAUAGACCACUGAACUCGGAAGCCACGAUAGCGGACUGGAGCACGAAGCUGGGUUUCUGGAAGAACGAGGUGAUACAUCUCAAGAAUAGAAACACGAAACUCGCCAAAAAGCUCGCAAUAUCGGAGGCCAAGUACGGGGAAAUGUCCGUCAGCCUGAAAAAACGACUGAGUCAAACAAAGAAGGAUCUUGAACAGCUGAAAGAGGCUCAUGAACAGGCAGAGGACACGCUGCAACAGGAAUAUCUGCUCAAGCGGGGAUCCGAAAACGCCGUACUUGAAAGUUUGCACUCGAAAUCAAUGUACCGUGUAGAGCAGGCACAUACACAGGAACGCAAGCGUCUGACGGACAAGCUGGAGACCCUGCAGGACAAGCUGGAGAGCUUGCAGGACAAGCUGGGGACCCUGCAGGACAAGGCCAUGUACCAGUUGCUUCACACUGCUUUCAAGGCACUAGGCCUGACCGUUCUCAUGCUUUUCCUCUUUGUUCCCGUUUGCGUGUUUCUAUCCCUAUACUAAAGUCUGAGUAGGCUUAGUACUGCUAGGUAGGGCCUGUGUACUCGUAUUUGUCUUUACUCAUCGUUUGUUUUUAUCUUUGUAUAGUAUUGUCUUUUGACGUAGCUUGUUACACUUAAUCUCACGCUACCUUCUUAUACGUGAAGACGGACUUCAUGAAAGAGGCUGAAAAUCUGAGUGUCGAGCGAUGAUCGAACGAGCGACUGUAGAAGGACUAGAUUGUUGUAAGAGAGUCAACAUGUAACAUGUUCAGUUAUCCAAAGCUUGAGGAUUAGCAGGCGAACGCAGCAAAGUUCAAGUCCAGGUAUAACCUCAGGGGACGGCAGAACAGGUGUCCCCUUGCGUGGCCCGAGUAGGCUUCCAGCCGUAAGUCCCGAGUCUAGGGCAUUAUGCCCCUUGCUCGUAGGCGUUAUAUUACCUUUCCAUCUAGAUCUUAACGCAGUUGUCUGGUCUGGUGAGUACCGACCAUCCUUCACG
Molecule: messenger RNA, 1445 nt
Organism: Pseudovirgaria hyperparasitica
Lineage: Eukaryota; Fungi; Ascomycota; Dothideomycetes; Acrospermales; Acrospermaceae
Exons: 1
Coding region: 453-971 (172 amino acids)
Source: RefSeq, a predicted model, not a curated record